Molecule: messenger RNA, 1182 nt
Organism: Ananas comosus (pineapple)
Lineage: Eukaryota; Viridiplantae; Streptophyta; Magnoliopsida; Poales; Bromeliaceae
Exons: 2
Coding region: 255-767 (170 amino acids)
Source: RefSeq, a predicted model, not a curated record
UUUCAGAUUGUGCGAGAUCCAUACAGCACAUGCCAUUGGCACGUUUAACAAAUGUAGUGUCACACAUUUUGCGCUUGUUUAAUUGCCCCCCUUCUUGUAUUAAUACAACUGCAGCUUCCUAUAGAAGCAUUUUACAAUAGAAACUUCACCAAAUCCAUGCACACAGUAGACAUGGAUGAUGCUAGAGAGUUUUUCACUUAGGAGAAGCACCAAAACCUCUCCUCCUCUCAAUUUUUUGGGGGAUCUCAUCUUAGAUGGAUUCGAAAGCAAUUUUGGCAUCCAACACUUCAUACUAUUUGAACACUCCAGGAAGGAGAAAGGCUAAGUUUAACGUCGCGAAAGGUUUAGCCAUCCGUUCCCUAGUUACAAAUAGGUCUUUGGGCUCUCCAUGCGCUCCUCUCUCGACGUUAUUACAACGACAAAAUGUUCGCGCAGAUGCGAAAGAGAGAGGGGAAUUCGGUGGCAAUUCCUGCGGGAGGGCCGACUUCAGUGAGAAAGGAAGCGAGAUGUUUUGGGUGCGCUUCUUGGGCUUCCAUUCAAAGGGCGUGCAAUCGUUUAUUACCAUGUUAACACCUGACCAAAACCAACCUGCUCUCCAGGAAGAUACAUCGUCAGGCGACGACUCAUCGGAAGAAAGCAGCAGCGACAGUAGUGAUGAAGAAGAGUCAUCAGACGAAUCAUCAUCCGAUGACGAAGAAAGUGAUAGCGACAACGACAAAGCGAAGCCUAUAAAAAAGCCUGAAAAGCCUAAAAAGCCUGAAAAGUAGGAGGCUUAAGAUGACGUAGUUUUGAGUUUUUCUCUGCAACGCGAGUGCCCUUGCUAAUUUGCUUUUCAUUUAAAUUCAGACCCUCAUAUGAAUUUACGCACUUAAUAAGGUGUUCUCAUAUCAAUGUUCUGGGAAUGCAUUAUUAGAUUUUUCAUUGGAUCCACUGAAUCAGCGCGAUAUCUUAGUCUUAGAUUCCCUAUGCAUUUUAUGAACGAUUACUUUGAAAACUUUACGAUGAUUUGUCGAGUAAUAAGUUACAACUUAUCCAUGAAUAAUCUGUUUCAGUGACCAACUUUCCGUUUACUUGAACUAUUGAUUUAACUUAAAGUGAAAUAUUUGUCUGAUUUUUUUUUCUCUCCCUGAGACUAUAUGACUACUUAGGCAAUCAAUUUUUGAUUCGAUGUUGUUGUAUAAC